Messenger RNA from Fundulus heteroclitus (mummichog), 1722 nucleotides. Its product is annotated as cytohesin-1. The transcript has 12 exons. The record is from RefSeq and is a predicted model, not a curated record. Gene Ontology annotation, biological process: regulation of ARF protein signal transduction. Bases 135 to 1394 code for a protein of 419 amino acids. Gene Ontology annotation, molecular function: guanyl-nucleotide exchange factor activity. Lineage: Eukaryota; Metazoa; Chordata; Actinopteri; Cyprinodontiformes; Fundulidae.
ACACAGAUUCUCAGGAAGCUUUUCACUGAAAAACAUUCAAAGGGAGGGAAAGGGAAGAGAUGCAGGGAGGAGGUUGCUGUUAACCCGAGGCUUCUUGUUUUGUCACCGACCCCCGGACUGAUCACCGCGCUGUGAUGGGGACUGUGAGUGAGCUGUGUGCGUCCAGCUUCCAAGCUUUUCUCUGCCCCACUGUACGAGCCGGAGCACCUGCUGCUGCAGCCUCAGUGCCUGAUGACCUGAGUCCAGAGGAGCGACAGGAGCUGGAGAGCAUCCGCCGCAGAAAACAGGAGCUGCUGCAGGACAUACAAAGGCUGAAGGAUGAGAUAGCAGAGGUGACCAAUGAGAUUGAAAACCUGGGUCUGACUGAAGAGAGGAAAAGCAUGCAGAGGAACAAACAGAUGGCCAUAGGCCGAAAGAAGUUCAACAUGGACCCUACAAAGGGGAUUCGCUUUCUGAUAGACAGCUCGCUGCUGAAGAACACCAGCGAAGACAUCGCACAGUUCCUCUACAAGGGGGAGGGGCUUAAUAAGACGGCCAUCGGUGACUAUCUGGGGGAGAGAGACGAGUUCAACAUCAAGGUGCUGCACGCGUUCCUGGAGCUGCACGAGUUCUCGGACCUGAACCUGGUCCAGGCGCUCAGGCAGUUCCUGUGGAGCUUCCGGCUGCCCGGCGAGGCCCAGAAGAUCGACCGCAUGAUGGAGGCGUUCGCCCAGAGAUACUGCCACUGCAACCCCGGAGUGUUUCAGAGCACCGAUACUUGUUACGUGUUGUCCUUCGCCGUGAUCAUGUUGAACACGAGUCUACACAACCCCAACGUAAGAGACAAACCCUCAGUGCAGAGAUUCACCGCCAUGAACAGAGGAAUCAACGACGGAGGCGAUCUACCCGAGGAUCUGCUCAGAAACCUCUACGACAGCAUCAAGAACGAGCCCUUUAAGAUCCCAGAGGACGACGGUAACGACCUCACACACACCUUCUUCAACCCCGACAGAGAGGGCUGGCUGCUGAAACUCGGUGGACGAGUGAAGACCUGGAAGAGACGCUGGUUUAUUCUCACAGAUAACUGCCUGUACUACUUUGAAUACACCACAGAUAAGGAGCCCAGAGGGAUCAUUCCACUGGAAAAUCUGAGUAUCAGAGAAGUUGAUGACUCAAAGAAACCGAACUGCUUCGAGCUCUUCAUCCCCAACAACAAGGAUCAGGUGAUCAAAGCCUGCAAGACCGAGGCAGACGGCCGCGUCGUUGAGGGAAACCACACGUUUUACAGAAUCUCUGCUCCGACGGCGGAGGAGAAGGACGAAUGGAUGAAGAGCAUCAAGGCCGCCAUCAGCAAAGACCCGUUCUACGAGAUGCUGGCCGCUCGGAAGAAGAAGGUCUCCCUGAAGGGGCUGUAGGGCUGAGACGGCAUGAAGAACCAGCUCAGGUCUGCUGGAGCUGGACCCGAUAAUCCAGCUGCAGUCACACCAUGAACAGACCCGCCUUCAGCACCGAGGGCCCCUGAUCCUUCAUACGUCAAAGUCAGUCACAGGAUCCGUUAGAAGCCCGAUCAGAACCCGGCCUGCUCCCCUCGACUCUGACCAAAACUAUAAAUCUGCUUCAGUGAGUCAUAUUGACCCGACGACUUCUUCAGAACAUUAAGACCACAGAAUGUUUCUGCAGAAGAGAAAUGUAGUAAAACCUGAAAUUACUGCAACUGGAAUAGAACAAGUAGGGAGAAAAAAA